This is a messenger RNA of Homalodisca vitripennis (glassy-winged sharpshooter), 1584 nucleotides long. RefSeq lists its product as uncharacterized. The record is from RefSeq and is a predicted model, not a curated record. The coding region runs from base 313 to 1476 and encodes 387 amino acids. The transcript has 4 exons. Lineage: Eukaryota; Metazoa; Arthropoda; Insecta; Hemiptera; Cicadellidae.
AAAUUCACUGAUAAGAUUUUGACCACUUCCUAUGACUAAAACUGGCUUAUCCCUCAUUAUCAGUGUUAUUUUCCUGGAAAGCAGUUCCAAGUUUUAACUAGUGGAAUCCAUGACACAGGAUGUCGCUGACAAUACUACUAGUGGUGGCAACCUGUGUCAUUGAGGGAUUGUUGUGGAGAGCUUCAGCUGUGCCGUUUUAUUUUCCGAGAAAAUUGUGAGUUGAAGCACUUGCACAACACAUUCUCUGCAUCCUGUAAUGGAGGAAGGGCUAAGGAAAAGAACUUGGUUUUUACUGGAAAACACACCCUGUAUAUGACGGAAAUAAAUAUGACGAACUUCCAAAGUGUAAAGUUUGACUCAUCGGUGAACUUAACUCGAAUCAUCGUGUCAAAGACUUCUCGAGUUUCACUGUUCUUGAGUAACCCACAUUUGACAGAUCUGCAGAUUGACAAUGUAGAUGAGCUGACACUAGAGUACAAACACAGAAGAGUCCCUCUGGAAGUACCUUAUAUAAAGAAUAUGACCUUAAAGAACAUCAAUACCCUUCGCUUGAUCAGCGACAUGCAGGAGUUUGUGUGGCCGAUCAGCACGAUCAAUCUGAUCAACAUUCUCGACAUGGACCUCGGCUCUUCAUUGUUGAAGAUGUUCGCAGAACAUGUGGUCAUAACCAAGACUAAAAUCCGUUUACACAAUAAGACAUCUUUGGUACUCAGUGCUUCAUCGAUUGCCAUAGAGAACUCCUUCUUAUACAUCCACGAGAAUGGCUUCUUGAACGUCACCGCCAAUCAGACCAUAGUGAGGGAUUCACACGUCAACUUAGAAGACGGAUACCUCAACUUGGUUGACGCGAGAGAGGUCUUAUUUAAAAAGAACUCCCUGCAUGGAUUCAACAACAGGCCUCUUUUAGUUCACGACAACAUCACUGUGAGAUUUGAAGAAAAUGACAUUUUCACUCACGACAUUGGCGGCGUUCUGAGUUUGAGCAAAUGGAAAGUAAUUUUCAAAGGCAACAAUUUUGGGUGCGACAAUUGCCCCGAUAACAGGCGUCUUUUAGACAGUGAUCUUCAAGACUUAGGGUAUGUGAACUACUGCUACACAAACUGCAACGUCACCCUGAACGCUUUCAAGAAAUAUUUAGCAGACAGCUGCUUUUGCCUCGAGGGUGUACAGCAGGUUGCAGAUCUAGAACGAUUGUGCUCUUCAAAUACGACUAUGAAAUGUCCAAAAGUGUUGAAAGACCUACCUUUGUGGUUCCAAAGAGGUAAGCGCCUUAUUUGGUGGUUCCUGAUUGUAUUAAUUCCUCUAUUGUUGAUUGCAUCCCUGGUGUUCUGGGUGUCCUGUAUCUGGUGUAAGAAAAAGCCAAAGUGUGAGCAGCCACAACAGACAACAGCAUUUAAUAACGCAUGCUACGAUAAAUGCUUAUACGAGCAUCAUCAUUACGAAGAAGUGAAGCCUGAAACUGCAAAUAAACUGUGAUAUUUUUGUCUUAUUUGUUACUUUAAAUAUAAAUAGAAUAGCUUUCAUGUACACUGUAUUUACAGAUAAGGUUGUAUUAAUACAAUAAAAAUCUAUUUUCUUAUAGCA